CACCUGCUUGCGUAUACUGUCUUUUAAUAUUAGAUCAGGCUUUCGUUGACAGUGAUGCUCUAGGACCCAGUCUGUUGCAUUCCGUCUUCCUUGGCGAAAUGGUGCGCGAGGCGCUGAAGGAGGCGGUGGACAAGGUUGACUGGCCCGCAGCCCAGCGGGCGCUGUCCAGCGCGGCGUCCCAUCCAGCCGUGCAUCAGGUGGGAGCGGCCACGCUGCAGCUGGUCACCUCCUGCUCCGCCUACAGCGCCGCCCUGGCCUUGGUGCACGUGAGCGCGGGCUGCCUGCGCAUCCACACCGCCACCCCGCUGCUGGGCCCGCUGGGCGGCCUGGCGGCGGUGGCGGCGGCCAGUGUGGCGGCUGGACACGUCAGCAGAGCCACCCUAGCGGCACUGCAGGCGGCGGGCGGCGACGUGGGCGGCGCGGCGCGGGCGCUGCCUCACCACCUGCUGCACAGCUGGCGCGGCGGCGAGGCGGUGGUGGAUGCCGUACUGGGUCCGCUGGUGUACCGGUUCCUGUUGCGCCAUGAAUUCCGCCGCCUACUCCCAAGCCACCUGGCCAAGCCCGGCGCGUACGGCUUCUUGCACGUGCCCACCAGCGCCGCCGAGUACGCCACGGCGGCGGAGAAGGCGCAGCUGGCGGUGCUGUUCGGGCGGGACGGCUGCCACCACUGCGGCACGUGGCGCAACGGCGUCAUCGGGGACCACAUGCCGCCGUACAAGGUGGUGCGGGACGCGGUGGCGGCGCGGGAGGCGGCGGGGGGCUUUGAGAAGCUGCUGCGACAGGCCGCCGACGCGCUGGGUCUCAAGGAUAACUCGCUCAAGCAGGUCUACUAUGCCCAGUGCCGGGACUGCUCGGGGCGCCAGGCACAGCUCAUGCGCAACGGCACACGCGCCACGAUCCUGCCAGGGGGGCUGUGGCCGCCGCAGCUGGUGCUGCACGCGCCGCGGCGGCUGCUGGGCAGGCCCACACUGCCUCCGCUCCUGGUGGGCAGCAGGUACUAUGUAGACGCGGCGGUGAUGGCCGCGGCGGCGGCGGCAGGAGGGCGAAGGCCGGGAAGCGGCAGCGGAAGCGGGAGCAGCGGAGGAGGAGGCGGAGCAGUGGCUGGGGAGCGGGGCGGGGGCAAAGGAGAUGGCGGGCGCAAGGGCAAGGGCUGGGGAAUAUUCCGUCAGGAGGGUUUGGGAGCUUGGGGCGAGGCAGUGGCGGCGGCGGCGGCGGCGGGCGCGGUGGUGGCGGGGCGACCGGGGCAGCAGCAGCAGCAGCAGCAGCAGCAGCAGCAGCAGCAGCAGCAGCAGCAGCAGCAGGUGCACGUGCUUGGCAGCGAGGGCCGUGGCGCGGCAGGAGGCGGGGGAGGGGGGGCGGAGGUGGCUGCAUGGGGCACGGUGUGGGGCUGUGGUGUGUGGGAGGCAGCACAGCCGCUGGAGCUUCUGCUUCCGGCAUGAGGAUUACAGGGAACAUGGCAGCUCAUCUACUUGGCAACAUGGAAUGCUGUUUCCACCUUUUUGAUGCAAUGCAAUCGUAUAAAUUCUAGGUGAGAAAUGAGCAUCCCGCAGGCUGGCAGGCUGGCAGGCGGUGUCUGCAGGUUGAUGUGUGUGCCAGGCUCGGCGGCCGGAGUGAUAGAUAGGGCAACGGCGCAGGGGACGUGCACGUGUGCAAAUGAUGAGGGAUGGCCAGUGCUGAUGUGGUCGGAGCAGCGGGACUCCUAGCAUCACGCGCGUGUGUGGCUGCUCACACGUGUAGUCAAGUGCGGCCGGCAUAAGCGAGCGAUAUCCCCAAAGGACGAACAAGCACAAGCUGGGCUGAUUGCAACUGUAACAUACAUUAUUA
Chlamydomonas reinhardtii is the source of this 1824-nucleotide messenger RNA. RefSeq lists its product as uncharacterized. The record is from RefSeq and is a predicted model, not a curated record. Bases 99 to 1439 code for a protein of 446 amino acids. The transcript has 11 exons. Lineage: Eukaryota; Viridiplantae; Chlorophyta; Chlorophyceae; Chlamydomonadales; Chlamydomonadaceae.